AUAAUUUUAAUAUCUAUAUUGUUGCUCUGUGUUUUUCAUAUUUGAAUUAUUUUCAGGAAUGAGCAACCUCGAUGAAAUUGAAAAGCUUGAUUCAUUAUCUUCUACACGUGUAGAAGAAGUUAAGGCUUCUACAAAGUCAACGUUUUGUUUUCGGCAAAAUUGGGUUCAUUCAACAUAUCAACCUUCAUUAUCCCGACUGAUGGUUAAAUUUCCAAAGUUCAGGAUUAUUCCAGAGUUGAUUGAUAUGGAAUUUCAAUUAAAAUAUUCAGACUGCAUGGUUGAUAUCCUCAAAACCUUUAAUCAGUCUGUUGCAGACCCAGUAUUAAAAUAUGCUUCACUGUCAAAUAGUGAUUACAUCAAAGCUCUAGCUAUAAUGGCAUCUAAAAAACAUCAUGAUUGGAAAGCUUAUUAUGCAUGCAAGUUGGAGUCUCCUUAUCCGGUAAUAUUAAUACAGGGGAUUGAGGGUGAAAAAAUUCUCUCUAUAAAGAUUGCUUUUGAAAAAACUUUGAUUGAAGCCGGUACAUCUAUUGUAGAAGGCAUCGAUCGUUUAUUCAAGAUUUUUUGGUGUUUUAACAUCGAAUACCAGCCAUUAACAAUCAUGUUCUGGCAGUUUCUGCAAGAUAUUUUUGGGCUGCAGUACGGUUCGUUGCCUAAUGGAGUAAUUGAGCUGCGAUUAACACUCUCUAAAUAUGUUUUUACUUAA
Molecule: messenger RNA, 703 nt
Organism: Hydra vulgaris (swiftwater hydra)
Lineage: Eukaryota; Metazoa; Cnidaria; Hydrozoa; Anthoathecata; Hydridae
Source: RefSeq, a predicted model, not a curated record